AUGGAGAACACAACUAUUUAUCAAGAGGAAAUCCAGCUUCUCAAACAGGAAUUAGAGGAAGAAAAGAGACGCCCAAAGAUUGGAAUCGGCAUAUGCUGUUAUAAUGAAGAUGGAAAAAUCCUAGUAGGUCGAAGAAUUAAUUCUAAAAUUGGAACUUGACAAUUCCCCGGUGGACAUCUUGAGUAUGGAGAGACCUUCGAAGAAUGAUCUGUGAGAGAGUUAGCAGAAGAAACUGGAAUUCAAACUGAGCCACAUCAAUAUAAAUAUAUUACAACUCUUAAUGUAAGAAAGCCAGAACACAAUUUUCAUAACGUUGGAAUAAUCAUGUCAGUUAAAGUAGACAAAGAUGUUGAAUUUCAAAACCUUGAACCCCAUAAAAAUGAAGGAUGGGAAUGGAUGGCCUGGGAAGAUUUUACAAAAAGAGACGACCUCUUUUGCCCAAUGUAUCUACUCUUUGAGCAAGGAUAUACAAAAAUUGAGCAAUUUUAUUAA
Messenger RNA from Moneuplotes crassus, 492 nucleotides. The record is from the annotation of a GenBank genome assembly. Lineage: Eukaryota; Ciliophora; Spirotrichea; Euplotida; Euplotidae.